AUGCAGUCUGUGCCUGCUCGCUCGCUCGCCGACAUGGAAAACGAACCGACUGAGUCCGCUGUCCAGCAGGACGUUUUGGCGGAGAAUACGACAACCUUGGUCAUCUGGUCUGUUCCCUUCUCCCCUCCCCGCCUGUCCCCUUUUCACAACUUCACCCUACCCAGGUACCACCUCCUCGACUACGUCUACACCGCCUUCCGCCACCCUCAUAUGGAGAUCCCCACCGAGCCAAAAACAAUCUGGUUUGUUCCCUUCUUCUCCGCCUGUCCCCUCCUCAUGACUUUACCCUACCCAGGUACCUCGACUACAUCUACACCAUCUUCCGCCAUGCUCAUAUGGAGACUCCCACUGCUGUCUUCACCGUGCCCAGAUUCCGAGCUCAUUCGCAUUAGAUGGAGGUGGCGGCAAUCCCAUCGCCGUUUUCGCCGUGCCUACAUAUUCGACAUUUGGGCUGAGCGCGCGUUCAAGUUCUGGAUCACGGGGGUCUCUACUGCCGGCAUUCCGGAUCGUAAGGAAGAAGCAAAAUUCUCGGAGGACAACUGGGGCGCCAGCACCGUGGGCUACAUCGAUUCUAUCAACAAAUUGUCACGAAGACAAUUCGCGCAUCGAGGGGAUAGGCAUUGGCACUGUGAACAAGUGAAACGGGUCAUUUUGGUUUCUCCAUGA
Molecule: messenger RNA, 666 nt
Organism: Laccaria bicolor S238N-H82
Lineage: Eukaryota; Fungi; Basidiomycota; Agaricomycetes; Agaricales; Hydnangiaceae
Exons: 4
Coding region: 1-666 (221 amino acids)
Source: RefSeq, a predicted model, not a curated record